This is a messenger RNA of Manduca sexta (tobacco hornworm), 289 nucleotides long. RefSeq lists its product as uncharacterized. The transcript is spliced from 2 exons. NCBI's taxonomy places the organism in Eukaryota, Metazoa, Arthropoda, Insecta, Lepidoptera, Sphingidae. The record is from RefSeq and is a predicted model, not a curated record. The annotation marks the transcript as partial.
AUGAACCGCGAAGCCGUCGAUUUCAAUCCUUGGUCAUGGCUGUCUAGCGCCAACAGGAAUAGGUCCCCGUCGAUCAUGGAUUAUUUCUUCCCGCCUUCCAGAACCCUAAACAAUGCGACCGCGACUACGUACAAACCGACGAAACAUUAUACUAUCCGACCGGUCGUGCGUACGACUGAAACGCCUACGGUUCAAGAAACGGACACAACGCUUAAUAGCGAUAGCACAGAAACUGUUUCGGUGAUCGACACCCCAGGGACUACCAUCGAAGGGCCUAAAGAAACCGCAU